This is a messenger RNA of Chilo suppressalis (striped riceborer), 4135 nucleotides long. The record is from the annotation of a GenBank genome assembly. Lineage: Eukaryota; Metazoa; Arthropoda; Insecta; Lepidoptera; Crambidae.
CGGGAAGCGUGUGUGUUCAAAUCUCAAAUAUAUUUCGCGCGAUUUUGUUUUUCAAAAGUUUUCAAUGCUGUGUUCUGUUUUCAUAUCGUGUCGGCAUUCGUGUCGCGAAAUGGUUUAACGAGAUGUGCCACACAUUGUGUUAAAAGUGUUCGCACGCGCAUCGCAUGAGCCAAAGUGAUGUGCACUUUUUGUUUUGUGUAGAAAGUGAUUUCAUCACAAGGGAUUACAGUGAUUGAUAUUGUUGGAAUACACACGUGAGAAUCUCUACAUUAAAUCGAUCGAUCAAAUCCAAAAUGUCGGCUACCGCAACUCGCCACGUGAAAGCUUCAAACUCAGCAAACAUACUGAUGUGCAAGCAAUGGUGGAAAGUGUGCUGGAUGUAUGGAGACCAGGAGAAAUAUUAUAGACAGUUGUACGGUAGAAGAAAACUCAACAAUAUCAACGCAGACAUCCUUAAUUUUGAUAUGGAUGUAAAACGUCCUGGUGCACAGAUUACCGAGCUCACUGAUGAUUUUUUUGAAGAUAACCAAAAUCAUGAAAUAGAACCGGCCCCAGAUGAAGCUAAUACCGCAAACAGUCCAAAAGAUUACACAUUUGGUGUUGAAUCCGAACCUAUAUACGGGUUUGACGCCCAAACCACCUGGCAAAGAGACCAAAGAAGACAACCUAUACAACAAAACUACGACGAAUAUAUAAACACGGCUGAUCUAGACCAAAUUUUAGGGACAAGUUUAAGUGGUAAUAGUAUAAAAAGUAUGUUAGAAAACGGGUUACCUCUCCAAUCUAAAUCUAAACCUCAACUUAUAGAUUCUAAGGAAGAGAUUCUUAGGAACGGUAAUACAUUCGGUAAGACAUCUAAGACAGUAUGUAGAACUAGAAAGGGGGCUUUAGUGACGGAGGAGUCGGAGAUAUCGACUGAUGGGAAGACUCUGGCUAAUUUCAAAUUUCAAAGGUCGACUGUGAAGACGGGUCCGAACAAAGUGAAGGAAAGUUUGCAGCCGUUGAAGGAGGAUGCAGUGUUGGAUGAGUGCUUGAGGAAAAAGUGCGUCGGUGACCUGCUGACGACGACCACGACUACGCUGGUGACGGUGUCGCAAACAUCGGUCACGUGCUGCAAUGAGCCCGUCUGCCGCAACUGCGUAGUGUCCCCGACUGGUUCGUCACCACCACCGCUGCACGAGAACGCAUCAUCACCACCGCCGCCGGCCCCAUCAUCACCGAUCACAUCACCUCGUCUCCUACCCCCUCUCCCUUCUCCCCAGCCAAGCCACAGCUCAUCAGCCAGCCAAUCGAAUUCACCGCACCCUUACUCCUACCCAAACUUCAGAAGAAGUCAGCCGGUUCAAAGUCAAAACUACUCGGAAUACAACCUCCUUCAUAGUCAUAGUGUAUCUCAAUUGAACCAGCCUGGACAAAGCUACCAGUCUCCUCAGUCUCCCCAGUCAGCCAUGUCGCUGUCCCCUCAUCCCAUUCCUCAAGGGAAGUUUAGAGGACUACUGGAGCAUGCGGAGAGAUUGAUGAAACCAGGAGACCCUCAUCGGCAUUCUCAGAGCGACGAUGAUUCAGGAUGCGCACUGGAAGAGUACACGUGGGUGCCGCCUGGACUAAGACCAGAACAGGUGCACCUGUACUUCUCUGCGCUGCCUGAGGACAAGGUUCCGUACGUGAACAGCGUGGGCGAGAGGUACCGGCUCAAGCAGCUUCUUCAGCAGCUACCCCCUCAGGACAAUGAGGUGCGAUACUGUCACGCGCUGUCAGACGAGGAACGCAAGGAGCUACGGCUGUUCAGCGCGCAGCGGAAGAGGGAGGCGCUGGGACGCGGCCAGGCGCGGCAGCUGCACGCGCCAAUCGCCUGCGAGAGGUGCGAAGAGAGCAUGUCAGCCGGGGAUAUGUGCGUGUCAGCAGCGCGGGCAGGACCUUCAGCUCGAUGGCACCCGGCCUGCUUCGUGUGCAGCUCGUGCCAGGAGCUGCUGGUAGACCUGGUGUACUUCUGGCGGGACGGCCGGCUGUACUGCGGCCGCCAUCACGCUGAGACGCUCAAGCCCAGGUGCUCGGCUUGCGACGAGAUAAUCCUGGCGGACGAGUGCACCGAGGCGGAGGGGCGCGCGUGGCACAUGAAGCACUUCGCAUGCGCCGAGUGCUCGCGGCAGCUGGGCGGGCAGCGAUACAUCAUGAGGGAGGCGAGACCCUACUGCCUGCCCUGCUUCGACGGCUGCUUCGCCGAGUAUUGCGACGCGUGCGGCGAGCCCGUCGGCGUCGACCAGGGCCAGAUGUCUCACGAGGGCCAGCACUGGCACGCCACCGAGCGCUGCUUCGCCUGCCACACGUGCCGCGCCAGCCUGCUCGGCCGACCCUUCCUGCCACGCAAGGGCGCAAUAUUCUGCUCUAUUGCUUGCUCAAAAGGUGAACCUCCAACACCGUCAGACUCCUCUGGACCGGGCCCGCGAGCGGCGAGAGGUCCGCGACCGAGAAAAGCUCCAUCCCCGAAAUCGCCGCCUCGAACGCCACAAAGAGAACCGUCACCUCCUAUCGACGCGGAUUCGGAGCCCAGCUGUUCCUUAGCGCCGGAAUCCCCACCGCCACAUCCCCCGCCUCCGCCGCACGCUUGCCUCAGUCUCGACAGAGCCCUAGCAGACCUUCGCAUGGAGCAAUCCAUGACGGAGCACCAGAUACAGCCGUCGCCUACUUCGGAAGAACCCAGGGAGGACGAGACACCCGAAGAUUGGAAACCGCCGCAUCCGGUCGAGGCUCAAGCCGUAGUCACUCCUGGACAUUCUUCCUCGAUGCCAGAAUUAACUCUAGUAGAUGGGAAGUCGUCUAGAAAACCCAGAGGCGGGAGGACCGUUCGGUUUUGUGGGGAUGACAACGAAGCCUUUGAGCCCGACGAGCCCACCAGAAAAGAGAAAGUGCGAGAUGAGGACGCGAGCAGUUACUGCAGUACGUGCUCGUCGUCGUCAUCCUCCGCGGAAUCCUACACGCUGCCGACUAGAAGAGCGUACGGUGGAGUUAGGAUAUCGUACGUGCCCAACGACGCGGUGGCCUGUGCCAAGCGCGAGAGACAGAGGAAGAACGCGCAGAACGAUAAGAACUGUAUCAUAUCGUGAUCUUGGGUUCUCCUAGUGCCCCAUGAGCCCUCCUAGUGACAUCUCCGAUGAAAAGACUGACUAAUAGUUCUUCAUAGCCCCUAAAAGCCAUAGUAUUUUAAGACAACCGUUGCAAGAAUAAUCGUCUUCCAUUCACUUUCGCUUUGAGAAUUUGGACAUCACACCAAAUGGGUGCGCUGUUGUAGAAAGGUGUAAGUAAUGAAUUAGCGAAAUACCAGGUGUCAGGAUGCCCGCGUCGCGUGUCAUUAAUUGUGUUGUGACGCGCGAGCAGCGGGCGUCCGCUUUUGCCAUGAAAGCUUCAAUGAUCGUCGUAUCAAAGAGUUUUCGACAAAUUUGUUUGUAGUGAUUUGGGUUUAAUCGCUUUUAAAUGUGUCGCGUACGUCAUUCAAUCGAUUAUGCCUUUCUACGCCUAAUGAUGGAUCCCCACUAUGCCUCUCUUUCUUACCCUUGGGGCGCUAUAGAAAUAGCUGUUAAUAUAUUAUUACGACGUCAGCUUUAAAUUAUUUGGAAGUAAUAUAUAUGAAUCGCAAUAAUGUUCGCUUAAUCAAUAACAUAUCUAAAGCUUUGUAAUAUUAUCAUAUCUUGUUUAAAAAUGUAUUUUUAAGACAUAUCCCACUUUGCCACUUAGACGCGUAAGUUAUAGGUAGGUACUGAAUUAAUAAUGUAAUAAAAUUGUGUAAAUGAAAAUUUAAGUACAAAUCUAAUCUAUUGUUUUGUAUCGCGUGUGUUCACAAUGACAUUGUAAAUAAAAAGUUAAGAGUUUAAGAUUGCCUUAAAUGUAACAUUGUAAAAUUAAUUAAAAAUGUAUCAUUCAACGUUCAAGAAAAUAUAACCGUAGUAAACUUUUUAAAAAUUAAUGUAGAUAUUGAAGAUAAAAAAUGCUCAAUAAAGAAGCUCAUUGUAAGUAGAACAUCAAUUACUUUGCAAUAUUUUUAUAGCAGAGACAAUAAACUCUAUCAAAAUAAAAUGUUGCGAAGCAUCAAAAUAUUCUCAUAGGCACAGUAUUUGUAAACACGAUGUGUAAAGAACGA